AUGAUUCUCACGAGUGAUCGCUGUGUUUAUGGAUGGGGUUAUAAUAGGUACGGACAGUUAGGUUGUGGACCAGACUAUGGUAUACGAAAAGGGGUCACAUUUCGAGUGAAUUUCAAUCCCUAUCACGAAAUCAAAAGCAUUUAUUGCAGUGAAUACUCUUCAUUUGCCAUCACACCAGAGGGACAGGUGUUUAGUUGGGGUCGAAAUGAUUGGCAUAAUUUGGGACACGAUUUAUCGGGUAAUAUAUGGAAACCACAACUCAUUGCAUACAUGACUGUUGUUUCCGAAGUGAAUAAUUACAACCGUUUGUACGAAGAGUUGCAUUCUUUAGGUUCGGGAGCUUUUGGGGAAGUGAUGACCAAUUACGGGAAUGUCGGCGAGAAAUGCAAAAUUUGAUAAAAGUUAGGUCAGAAUAUUGUGUCCAAUAUAUCAGUGAAUGGUAUGAAAACAAUGUGUAUUACAUUCGUAUGGAGUUGUGUUCCCAUAGUCUGCAGAAUAUUCUUCAGCACAAACCACAAGUAUUUGGUCGACAACCGGGAAAACCC
This is a messenger RNA of Oppiella nova, 545 nucleotides long. The record is from the annotation of a GenBank genome assembly. Lineage: Eukaryota; Metazoa; Arthropoda; Arachnida; Sarcoptiformes; Oppiidae.